This is a messenger RNA of Monodelphis domestica (gray short-tailed opossum), 5339 nucleotides long. Its product is annotated as transcription regulator protein BACH1. Gene Ontology annotation, cellular component: nucleus. Lineage: Eukaryota; Metazoa; Chordata; Mammalia; Didelphimorphia; Didelphidae. Gene Ontology annotation, biological process: regulation of transcription by RNA polymerase II. The record is from RefSeq and is a predicted model, not a curated record. Gene Ontology annotation, molecular function: RNA polymerase II cis-regulatory region sequence-specific DNA binding; protein binding; DNA-binding transcription factor activity, RNA polymerase II-specific.
AGAGAGAGACAGGGAGAGAGAGACAGGGAGAGACAGGGAGAGAGAGAGAGACAGGGAGAGAGAGACAGAGAGACAGGGAGAGAGAGACAGACAGACAGACAGGCAGAGGGAGAUCACAGGCAGCCUGGUAGAGAGUUCACUUUCAAGGAGAGAGAGAUCUGGACUCGGAUUCUACUUCUAACGUAUAAGAACGGUGUGAUCCUGGGCAAAACACUUAAACGCUCGUUGGCAACUCCUCAAGACUAGAAACUGUAGGGAAAGUCCACCAGGGUUGGUUGAAGAUGGUCCCUCACCUGGGCUUUCUUUAGGUCAGUGAAGUCCCAGAUCCAGUCUAUAAUUCCCAAUGCUUCAAGACAAUUUGAACUAAGUCAAUAUUCAAAACAGCAGUGAAAAAUUCUACCCCCAGACCAUCCCCUAAUACUUCAGUUGAUCCAUCAUUUCAUCAGUGUGGAUACUUCAUCUCCAGGUUUGAUGAAGACCAGAGAAGUAUGCUUCCCAUUGAACUUCACACCAUCAUUUGUCCUAGAGAAUGUCCCUAACUGAGAAUAGGAUGCUUUUUGCCUAUGAAUCUUCAAUACACAGUGCCAAUAUUCUUUUGAGCCUCAAUGAUCAAAGGAAAAGAGAUCUUCUUUGUGAUGUCACUGUCUUAGUGGAAGAUCAGCCGUUUCGCGCUCACCGUUGUGUGCUUGCAGCAUGCAGCAGUUACUUUCUUUCAAGAAUUGUUGGCCAAUCAGAUACGGAUCUUGUCAUUACUCUCCCAGAAGAGGUGACAGUGAAGGGAUUUAAUCCUCUGAUUCAAUUUGCCUACACAGCUAAGCUCAUCUUAAGCAAAGACAAUGUCGAUGAAGUCUGCAAGUGUGUCCAAGUUCUGGGCAUGCAUGACGUUGAAGAGUCCUGUUUUCAGUUCCUCAGACUGAAGUUUUUGAACCCGGCCGCAGGCCAGCAGGAAGACCCCGCCAAAGAGUGCGGCCGGAAGGCCAGCGCUACCCUUUCGCCAUUGGAUCCUGGGGAGCUGGACACAGACGAGGCGGCCGAACCUCUCGACAAUGGGCACCUUCAGGCUUCUCGCUGCAACGUCCACGCGUGGAAAGACCACGAAGAGGCCCCCCCUCCCACCCGAGACCAAACCUACGAGGCCUGCUCAGGGAAGGGCGGCGCCCCUGGGUCAGCGUCGUUAGGCCCAAAGUACAGGAAGUUCCAGAAAGCCUUUGGGACCGACAGAGUCCCCACGGGGGAAUCGAGCAUUCAGGAGAUUCCAGCAUCAGCGUUUGUCUGCGUCCCGCCGCGAGCAGCCCGAGACUGCCCGGAUUUCCCGAGGACUCCGAAGCAUGAGGACGUCCAAGUAGAGAUGGGCGAUGAGGAGGAAGCCGAGCCCACGGAGAAUCCGUGUCGGCGCAAAGCCGAGGUGGCGCAGCCCCCCCCAGAGCCCGCCGCAGCUGCCCCCGGCUUCUACGCGCUUUCUCUCUUGCACCCCUAUGAACAGUACGGUGAGGCGCCUCUCACAGGCGUGCAGAACCUGACUGUGCUGUCUGAAGGCCCUUCCGGUGCAGACGGGGGAGCCGAUAAAGCCGCACCGUCGACGUCGGCUCCAGGCCGCCAAGAGGAGCAGCCCGCCCCGGCCGAUGAGCGAAGCAGCGUGGAGAGGGAAGUGGCCGAGCACCUGGCCAAGGGCUUCUGGACCGACCUCUGCAGCCUGGACGCCAGCGGCCAGCCCCAGCUGGCCCCGGCCAAAGCGUGCGCGGAGCACGCCUUUUCACCGAGGAGGUCCGAGUGUCCGUGGCUCGGGAUCCGGAUCAGUGAGAGCCCCGAGCAGAGCCAGAGGACCUUCACCACCCUGAAUGCCGUCAGCUGCCCCUUCAUCAAUACGCUCAGCGCCGAGGAGUGUGCCAAUGACUUGGAAAUCGGCAGCGACGACUUUGCUCCGGAGCCACAGCCGGAGCCUUGCCCCUACGCCUGCGUGAUCAGCCUGGGGGACGAUUCCGAGACGGACACGGAAGGGGACAGCGAAUCGUGCUCGGCCCGCGAGCAGGAGUGUGAGGUUAAACUUCCAUUCAAUGCCCAGAGAAUCAUUUCUCUUUCUCGAAAUGAUUUUCAAUCCUUGCUGAAAAUGCAUAAGUUGACUCCAGAACAGCUGGAUUGUAUACAUGAUAUUCGAAGAAGAAGUAAAAAUAGAAUCGCAGCACAGCGUUGUCGAAAAAGAAAACUUGACUGCAUACAGAAUCUUGAGUUAGAAAUUGAGAAGUUGCAAAAGGAGAAGGAGAGUUUGCUAAAGGAAAGAGAUCACAUUUUAUCCACCCUGGGUGAGACAAAACAGAACCUAACUGGACUCUGCCAGCAAGUAUGCAAAGAAGCCGCUUUAAGCCACGAACAGAUCCAGAUCCUGGCCAAGUACUCCGCCUCCGAUUGUCCCCUGACAUUGUUAAUUUCUGAAAAGGAAAAAACGACUCCUGACUGCAAAUGGGGGCCCCCAUCCUGCGUGGAUUUACCUCCUGGGCUCCCGGAUGCUCCCCGAACCAGAGAGCAGAAUUCCCCUUAUCCGUGCGUCAAAGAAAUGGAUAGCAAUGAACAGCAGCAGCAAGGUUCCUACUGGAAUUCCCCACGAACGUCUUCGUUGCUUAUGGGACCGUGUUGUCCGAGUGGCGGCAUCCCCGAUUUCUGCCCGAUGACCGGUAAAUGCACCACCGAGGACUGACGCGACAUUUUGUUUCCUUCCUGCCACUAACGUUCGUGAUCAAGUUUUUGUAUUAACCUGAAACUCUAAUGUCGGCUCCUUCCAUUAGUUUCUGCUAAGUUUUCUCUAAGCCCUCCCGGGAUUAGAGAGCGCGCGAUGCCCCACGGCUCCGCCAUGAUUUCAGCUGGCCAACGUGAACGCUGUGUUGUGUUGGAAGUAAACGGAGUGAAAGCCGGGAGCGUUUGGAGAAAGUUGGGCGCCUUUUUUUGCUGCUAGAACCCCUUCCUUAAAGGGUUCCAAAGCCCUUGUCCUCAGCAAGCACUUCCUCAAUGCCUCCAGGGGUCGGCUAGAGAGCCCGGGGAUGGGUUGUGGAUUGGGGGAGUGAGGGGGAGGCUUCUCUCCAAAGAAGCCAGGAGGAAUUCAAACGGGGAGUCAGGGCAAAAAAAGCAUCCGGUGUUGGGAGGUCAAGAAGAGCUUGUGUGAGCAACCAUAGGAGGGAGGCCAGUGCCAUGGCAUCAAACUGGGGAGGCGGAAUUUCCACAUUGUUAUGCCUUACGUAAUUAUACAGAUAGAUGUGUGCCUAGUAUAGGGAAAACGAGGCGGACGAAAUGAGGACGCAGGCCUCCCCCAGUCAGGAAGCGGAGAAAUACUUCCCAUGAACGAUGAAAUUUCAUUAAGCAAAUUUCUGCUAAUGUAGAAGAGCUCGAAUGUCAUUUGUAAACAACAACCAACUUUCGAGGACUUCGAGGUACAGUACAGGAUGCCACCCAUGAAUUGCAUGUCGAAGUUGGAGAUUGAAAGUUUUCCCUCAGCUCAAUUAUGAACAGUUUUCCGCUUUUACUGCUGAAGAAAACGAAAAGUGAAUGGAUCAGAAUGAACCGACAAGUGUUGAUCCGUGAGCAGUUAUGAGGCACUGUGCUAGCCUGUCCUGUUGGGGCAUAUUUGUUGAAAAGCACUAAUCACGAAAGCACUAACCAUCUGAGCAGUAGAGAAGCUUAAUUAAAUUCCCAGAGUGGUUCUGCAGAGACUUCUAUCCACAUGCAGAGCACCGAGGCACAAGUGGCCACCUUAGCCUGGAUGUUUGUGCAAAGUUUUGUAUUUUAAUUUGGGGUGUAAAAUGUUUUUUAAUUCUUUGGUAAAAGGUACUCAAAAUGAGGCGGUCCCUGGGGUGGCUGGUGCCGUGAUUUCCAUGAUAGGGCUUCUCUGAAGUACUUAGAAUGACUUAUGAUCGCUAUUUACUGGUUGAGAGAGAAACGUGUAUUGAGUGACUAAAACAUAUACUUGCUUAUCUUAUGGGACCAAUCUUAAUAGUUUGAGAAAUUUUUAAAAAUGUAAUUCUCUCUCCUUUUUACUGUAGGAAAACUCUCCAGUAUUUUCAUUGCUUAUCGAUUAUAGAAAUUGUAAUAAGGGACUGAAUUGGAUUUGGGUUUAUCCUCUGUGUUUGAACAGACCCCGAGUGAUUGGAAAAGUAGCAUUUUUAUGACUGAAUCAAACAGAAUAGAUAAAAACGAUUGUGUCUAAAUGAUUUCCUGUAAUCCAUUGAAAUUUUAUUCCUAAUUUUCCCAUACAAUGGAGUGUAAACAUUGUUAAUUAUUUGCAAAAUGUCAACUCUCAUGUAAGCCAUUGGCUAGAAUCUUUGGAUUCCCUACCUCAUUAUAUACAUGGAUGCUUGUCAUACCAGCAUGUAUACGUGCAAAAAUGUCAAAUAAUCUGCUCUUAUGGCUACUGUAAAUAUCGACAGAUUAUUCAGUAUUUUACGACAAAGCCUCACUGUCUCCAGAAUUAAAAACUAAUUUUCAAGGCACUGGGUUCGAAAUCUGCAGACUGAAAUCUGCAGACUGAACCAGCCCGAGGAACCCCUUUCCUAAGUUUGGCCCACCAUCGAAAUGUUUAUUUCUUGAUACUGAAUAUUAUUCCUUAUAACCAGCAUGUAAUACAAAUAACUACACUACCUCAAAGGCAAGUGAUUGUCAAGUUAUAAACAUGUGCAGAAAAUAUUCUUUGAAUUCUUGUUUUUCCCCUUCGUGAGGUGGGGAAGUUUUUAUUCUGUAUAUUGCAUAGACGAUGCACGCAACAGAAUGACAGUAUCAUAUGGAUACAAUGGAUACGUUGACCUCCAUUGGUCUUCCUUUACAGUCUGGUCAAGGAUAUGUGUGUAGUAUGUGAUAGGCGAAGCCCUUUGUCUUGGCUUCAGUCUUUUGUCCUUUGCUUAGUGUUUCAAACGUCUUGCAUCAUUUUCUGAAAACCAUUACAUUGAACAUAGUCUUUAUUGUGUUACCUUAUUUUUCAGACUUUAAAAAGUAAUUUGAAUACUAAUGGCAAAUUCUGUACUACUCAGAACUAAUGUGAAUAUUAUUUCUUUGCUAAAUAGUUUUCUUAUUUUAAAAAAUAUUUGAAGAUUAAUGUUUAGUCAUCCACAUUUUAAUAAUUAGAAAUCUAUUUAAUACAGUAAGAAAAAGAUUGCAUGGAGAUUGUUAUUAUCAAUUUGAAAGAAAACAUGGCAAUAUUAUAAAUUCUCAGGUGAACUUUUUUUAAUCAUGAAACGUGUAUUUUGAACUUUUAAAUGUUUUAAGUGUUAAUGCAUGUAAUCAUAUUUUGAAACUUAUUGGACAAAAUGAAAACUUAGCCAAUAACAAUAAAAAUGACAUAUUGAUUGUAAAAUCUGAAA